AUGGAGUCAUCCUCCAUUGAUGCAACAACAGCGAGUCCGGUGUUGGAUGCAUCACAGUCCAGCAGCAACACCAAGGACACAGCGGAUGCCCACAAGGAUUCGGAGAACCCCUCCCCGCCAACCACUGCCGGCGAGUCUGCCGAGCUUGUCAUGAGUCCAGAAGGUGGCUGUUCUAGCUCUCCACCAGCUGCCCAAGAGGGCGGUGAUGCGUGCUUCGACGUGCUGGGUGCUGAAUGUAACAUGAGCCUCCUCGGUGACGUUGAAAAGUUUGACGGGAAAAUAGUGUACAACUCUGAUGGGUCUGCCUACAUAAUCGAGGGCACCGAUGUGCCGUUCGAGGAUGGCCUACCGCUUAAGCAGGAUGCCAUCAUCGAGUCCCCUGGCUUCUCGCCGGAGAAGGCAUCGUCUCAGUCAUAUCCUCGCCUUGCAUCAGCUUUUUUCGUCUCACGGAACCCUUUCUAUCAAGCACUGUGCUCUCAGGGCUACUUCCGUCUCAUGAACGACAAGGCCAAGGUUCCAGAUGCACCUGUGGUGCACAGUUACCGUGUCUACACGCUUUGUGACCAGGGCCAGACCAAAGAGAGCCCCGGGCCCAAGGGAACAGUGCAACCAAAAAGGGUGCCUGCGGAAGAAACAUCGAAAAGUGCUCUGAACCUAGAGGCUGAAUACAGUGUUCCCAUCAAACCGAUCCUCAUGUGCUUCAUCUGCAAACUGUCCUUUGGCUAUGUCAAGUCCUUCGUCGGACACGCCAUGGCGGACCAUAAGCUUUCCCUGAAUUCGGAGGAGAAGGAGUUGUUGGCAAGAAAAAACACAUCCGCGGUGAUCCAGUGCGUGGGGAAGGAUCGAGGUCCUUUGCUGUCGUUUCUCGAGCCAGUAGCACCAUCCCAGGACAGCUCCUUGAGCCAAACACCAUCCGAGAUUAGUGCGCAGUCUCCCGGUGCUGCAUCUGUGGCGUCUGGCCACUCGUUGCAUCAGGGCACCGUGCCUUCACCAGUGAUCAACACCGCUCUGGCAUCACCUCCGUUGGGGGAAAAGCCAACCGAAGAAGCCGAGCAAAAACCCGGUGGGAUUCACGUGCGCAAUGUGACUGAGCUGUUGAACGAAAACGCUCUGCACGAGAUUCUGCAGAACAGUGGCAGUGGGAACCCGUCUCAGGACCUCGGGGAACACGCUCACAUGUUGCCACACUGUGAUGAAGCCACGUUCAGUGACAACGAGAACAAGCCACUGUUCCCGACUUCCAGCCCUGGGUCAGACUCUUUCAUGUCCCGGCUCAGCGGAUCCAGUUCAUGCUCCCAGCCGAGUGGAAAGUCUGGUCCCCCGAUCCCGAGUCCACCGCGAAAUAUGGUGGGUCGCCUGCCAAUGCCUGGCUGCCCGGAACACUUCAGCGGGAAGCCACCUGGCAAAGAGUGUUCAAAUUGUGAUCUGCUGAUGAACCCGCAACUGGGCAGCCAGCAACUAAACUUGAUGCAGUCCCGGAAUUCAUGCAAGACUCUCAAAUGCCCCAAGUGCAACUGGCACUACAAAUACCAAGAAACACUGGAGAUCCAUAUGAAGGAAAAGCAUCCAGACCACGAGACAACGUGCAUGUACUGCAUCAUGAACCAACAGCAUCCGCGGUUGUCUCGCGGAGAGUCUUACACCUGUGGCUACAAACCAUAUCGCUGUGAUGUUUGCAACUACUCCACUACCACCAAGGGAAACCUCAGCAUCCAUAUGCAGUCCGACAAGCAUCUCAACAACAUGCAGGAACUGCAGCAAUCUGGUGGGGCAGGCAUUGGCCAGUCCUCAGAAAUGAGCAUUCCACCGCAGCCCACCAGCCGCCCAAGCCCGUCGCCACCCGUGAUCUCAUCUACUCAGAAGGCGAAGCCCAAGUCCACUUGGCGCUGUGAUGUGUGCAACUACGAGACAAAUGUGGCCAGGAACCUACGAAUUCACAUGACGAGUGAGAAGCACACCCACAACUUGAUUCUCCUGCAGCAGAACGUGAAGCAGAUGCAACACUUGUCGUCACUUCAGGCCCAGGCUCAGGCAGUGCAGGCCGGAUUUGACCCUGCGUCUUUACUGCUCCAAAUGGUUCCCGGAAUGAAUGCUGUCAACUCUAAUUCCAACCAGGGCAACGGAACACAAGCAGGUGACAAGGCAAUGCCGCAACACGCGGAAGUUGCCUUGGCAGAUAUGGCCUACAGUCAGGCGCUGCUUUUGCAGCUGAUGGCUUCGGGGCAACUCCCGCCACCGCUCGGUUCCACAAGCAAUGCUUCCAAUACCAUGUCUGGGAUCCCAGGUAUGCAUGGUCCCAUGACACCGCACGUGGAAGGUGACGCAGCGCCGCAAAUACCGGACAUACUCGAUCAAGGCGACCCUGUGGAACCAAAUCCGGCGCAUAUGUUUCAGUGCUGCAUUUGUGCAGUUUCAUCCUCCGACAACCUAGACGCUCUGAACAGGCACCUUACAGCUGACCGCAGUAAAACCUGCGAACCAGAAGUUCUGAUGUUAGUGGUUGGCAACUACGUCUGCAAGUUAUGCAGUUACAAGACGACUCUGAAGGCCAACUUCCAGCUCCAUUGCAAGACAGACAAACACCUGCAGAAGCUUCAGCAUGUGAAUCACAUUCGUGAAGGCGGACCGAAGAACGAUUGGCGCCUCAAGUUCCUGAGCGUGAAUCAGCCUGUGCAACUACGAUGUAACGCGUGCGACUUUUACGCCAACAGCACGCAUAAGCUUACGCUCCACACGCAGGGACCGCAACACAACAUCGGCACUGUCCUGUGGUGGCAUUUGAAGCAGGCGGAAGAGCAGAUCCCGGUGAUGAAUCGGUUGUAUUCUUGCUCUCUGUGCAACUUUUCAUCGACUGCCAAAAUGAACUUGGUACGCCAUGUGAGAUCAAUACGACACCUUCAGAUGGAGCAGUUGUACCAGAUGCGCAGGCGUCAGGAAGGCAUUGAGUCACCCGCUGACAUAUCACUCAUAUUUCUCGUCACUGAUUCUUCUGAAAAUGCUUCAAGUGAUGCUGGUAACCAAGUUCCUCAAUCAAUCGGUGACCAAGCAGCUUCCCCAUCUGACGAUAUGGAGUCUCUGCAGGGAGAUGAUGGCGGGAAUGUGAGCUUGCAGCAGUCAGCCAAGUCAAGGAUGUGUGAUCAAUUGCCAGAUGAAACUAGUGAGUGUGAAAGAAGUUGUUUAUUAUCCUGCCCCCUUUGCCAAGACUCUUUCACUCAAAGUGAAGAGAGAGAACAUCACUUGUCGAAAGUUCACCAUGUCAAAGGUGAUGCUAUGCAAAGAUUGUUGGCUAUGGCCGACUGGAGAGAAAAGUUCGCCGCCAAUAAUGUGAACGUUAAAAAUGAGUCAUUGGACGAUGAUGUCGACGGGACUCCGUCCCCUUCUGAAGACCAAAUCGACCAGGAGUCCUUUGAGGAAUUGAAAUGUUUGACGUGCUCUGCUAAUUUUGGGACAAUUGACGACCUUGUGGCACAUCAAUCAGAACUUGGUCAUCUCGAAGUUCGGGAAACUCAACACGGCAUCGGAUACUCUUGCUGGAAACCUGGCUGCACUAAGGUUUUCCCGACUACGGAAGUUUUACAUGCGCAUUUCUUGGACGCGCAUAAAAAUAAGCAGUUGUCAGUAUCUGAGAAGCAUGUCUACAAGUACAGGUGUAACCAGUGUAGCCUGGCUUUCAAAACCUUGGAAAAGUUACAAGUUCACUCCCAAUACCAUUUGAUCCGCGAGGCUACAACGUGCUCUCUUUGUGGGAGAACAUUUCGGUCUGUUCAAGCGUUACUGAAGCAUCAGGAAGUGGCUCAUGCAGACAGUUCAGAGGUUGAGCUUUUGCAAGCCAGAGCCAAACUGUUGGCAAAUCCGUUACUACAACCAGGGUUGUCGGGCCAGGUUCUUAAUCCGGCAUUGCUUGAGUUGCUGAAGUCAGAUGCGGCUAAAGAAGACGACAGUGAGGAGGACACGAACUUGUCUGGGGCUGAGAAAAUGGAAGAAGACACUGAUGACGCCCCAGUAACCCAAGAACAGAGGCUUCUGGAGGACUACCUGAAUAGCCAAGCCAUUGCUGAAGAAGCAUACAAUGAUCCAAACAGGAAGUACAAGUGCCACAAAUGUCGCGUGGCAUACACCAGGCAGCUGUAUUUGACUAGUCAUAACAAAACUCUGCUGCACCGCAAGGGUGACAAGUUGUUGUAUCCCAUGGAGAAGUACCUGGAUCCAAACCGACCUUUCAAAUGUGAUAUUUGCAAAGAGUCAUUCACCCAGAAAAACAUCCUCCUUGUUCAUUACAACUCUGUGAGCCAUUUACACAAACUGAAGCGUGUUAUGCAGGACCAGCAAGUUUCAGAUUUGGGUGCAGACAGGAAAAGUCCCACAUCACCAGAGGAACAGCUACCAAGCCCAAGGUCUUCCCAACUUCCAACUUUGUACUCGGGUCUGAAAUCUCAAGACGAAGAAUUGAAACCAUACAAAUGCAACAUUUGUCACGUUGCCUACAGUCAGGGAGCCACUCUGGAUAUCCACAUCCGAUCAGUUUUGCAUCAAACGAGAGCUUCCAAGCUUCAAGAACUCGCCAUGAGUGGGCAAAUCGAUCUGAGCAUUCCUCUGAUUGAGCAGCCCGAGUUGAAGAACGAAAUUGACCCAGAGGGCAAACUGGGUAAAAAUCCUGAAGUAGAAACUUCGAGAAAAAUUCAAGAUAUUUUGGAGAACAGGAGAGGGCAUGAGAACCUAGUGGAUGACGGCACAAGGAUGGAAAUCGCCACGGACAACCCCGAAGAAAAUCUGGGUGUAGCUUCCGGAGUUUCCAAGAGGAAUGGAGCAACUCAAGAGGACCAGUCAAAGCUAGAACCUGAAGUAGUGAUGCAAUUUUUGGAGUAUCAUCAAAGAAAGGAUAGGAUGAAAGUAUCUGGUGAAGUUGCAGAAGGGAAGAAGCCAAACAUUUUGCAUGCUGUUGGUGAUGGGCUGACUUUGCAUGAAGGCAUGAAAAAGGAAGAGACUCCAAAUCUGCCUGAAAUCAACCAGUCCACAUGCCCAAUCUGCCAUAGAACUUUUUCCAGUAUUUGGGUUCUCAGAGCACAUGCUGAGGAAAUUCAUGGUGAUUUUCUUCCCUUGGCAGCUGUGGAGAAAUUCUCUGAAGACUUCAAGACUACCUACAGAGGGAAAGCGACAGGAGAAACUUCGACUCUCAGAGAUGGUGAAAGAGCUACCUUGGACGAUGACAGAUGCUCUAUUGUAAAUCCAGCUACGCCAAAGCUUGAAAACCAAUCUGAAUCCGCGUUGAGCUUGAAAGGAGUGAGUCCCAUGCCCCAAGCACACCUUCCUGGUAAUGUGGGUCAAAUGCCAGGGCAAUCAGUCAACAAUCAUAGCGUAUCUCCUGGCUCCGUUCCGCAAUUGAAUGAAAUGAAUCCUGCGGCUUUGCAACAAAUGCAGCAUUUGAAUCCCAUGCUCAUGGCCUCACUCGGGCUCGGAAUGCCUCACUUCGGGAUGAACAUGCAAGCCUUGGCAGCCAUGAACCUGCAACCACCAUUGGUUCCAUUCAUGAUGAAUGCUGCUGCUCAGUGGGACCCAUUAACUGCUGCACUUCUCAGCAGAGCUUCUCAGACAGCGGGUAGACCCGGGGUUGUUCCUCAAAUGGACCCAGGCUUCUUGCUGAACCCCAAGCUUCUUCAACAACAACAACAGCAGCAGCAAGCCGGUGCUAUGGCAACAACGCAGCAAAAGAGAGCAAGGACUAGAAUCACUGAUGAGCAGCUGAAAAUUCUCAGGGCACAUUUUGACAUCAACAACUCGCCAUCUGAAGAUCAGAUCAAAGAAAUGGCUCGUCAGAGUGGAUUACCUCCGAAAGUGAUAAAACACUGGUUCCGAAAUACUCUCUUCAAGGAGCGUCAGAGGAACAAAGAUUCGCCGUACAAUUUCAACAAUCCGCCGUCAACGUCCCUCAACAUCGAGGAGUACGAGAAAAGCAAGGACGACGCUUUCGGAGCCUCGAACCCUGUGGAACCCCCUUCUCAUGACAACACCCAGGAAACAUUGCAAUCGGUGACUUCUGGUGCUUCAAUCGAAAACCAAAAACCAACAGACAUCCAUGGAACCAUUGUCAAGACAGAGGGCUUCCCACAUGAACCAUCAGUCAUGAUGAGAUCACCGAGUCCUUGCAAGGCAGAGCAUGAGAGACAGUCUUCAAGUUUUGGCGACUCGGCAAGCCCCGGUCAAAAUGCCGGUCAAGGACAGUCACUGACCAUCGGUACUCCUGGACAAAAUCAACUUAAUAUCUCAACUCCUGCUAGGCAGCAUUCAUUUCAAGCCUCGCUGAACUCCCUGCUCAGCAACGCCCCGGGAGUAGCUCAAUCAUCGAGUGUCACCAGUUUCCCGCCAUUCGGAGGCUCACCUGUUCCCCUGCCUCCACGAUCAGACGGUUCACUAACCCCGACUGGAUCAUCUCAGGGUUUUGCAGACAUGAGCAACCCCAGUCCAGGAACCGGCAGUUCGGGAAAAAGAGCCAACAGGACAAGAUUUACCGAUUAUCAAAUCAAGGUGCUGCAAGAGUUCUUCGAAAAUAACGCUUAUCCUAAGGAUGAUGACUUGGAGUACCUGUCAAAAUUGCUCGGCCUCAGUCCAAGGGUCAUUGUCGUGUGGUUCCAAAACGCCCGACAGAAGGCUAGAAAGGUGUACGAAAAUCAACCCCCCGUGGACCCCAACGACGAAGGUGCAGGUCGAUUCCAACGUACCCCGGGACUAAACUACCAGUGCAAAAAGUGUCUGCUGGUUUUCCAGCCCUUUCCUGGACAACAACCGACUCCAAAAGAGGAAGCUUUCCAGUGCGAACACUGCAACGUGUCGUUCCCGCGUUUUGAUCUCUGGCAGGAACAUCAGGUCAUCCAUUUCAUGAACCCGAGCCUGUUUUCGCUGUUCCCGGGAGCAUCGGCGGCCUCCGGGAAUCCACUCGGUUCCGAAAUUCGUGCUACAAAUUUGAUGGACUCCAACGUGGUCCCGUUGCGUGACACCCCAUUGCCAAAUACUGGACACCUGGAGCAUGCCUUGAACCAGCUUCCAAUCAUUGCCAACCAGCAACCAAGCUCAGGUGCGAAGCGGAAACUCGACGAGUCGGGGAAAGACCCCGGCGCGGGUCCCGGGCCGGACCAGCACGGCAAACGGUUGCGCACCACAAUCCUGCCGGAGCAACUGGACUACUUGUACCAGAAAUACCAGAUGGAAAGCAAUCCCAGCCGCAAGGCUUUGGAGACCAUCGCCAGAGACGUGGGUCUGAAAAAACGUGUCGUCCAGGUCUGGUUCCAGAACACCAGGGCCCGGGAACGUAAGGGUCAGUACCGAGCACACGCUCAAGUCAUCAACAAGCGGUGUCCGUUCUGCCCUGCCUUGUUUCGCGUGCGUUCCGCCUUGGAGACGCACUUGGCUUCCAAACACCCCGAUCAGUUCUCUGUCGAAGACAUCAACAUCGAUUCUUUGCCCGACGAAGAGACACUGGGUAACAGCAACGCCAGCUCCGGGGACAAUGCGAGUCGGCAGGGCAAUACCAAGCUUAGCCUGUCUGAAAGCAUGCAGGAGUCGGACUUGCAGCACUUCUACGGGAACUCGCUGCGAAAAUACCUCGCCGAACUGGAAAGCAGAGCGGCGGCGGAUGUCAACAAAACCGAGGUGAAUUUGGAUGGAGCGAAGCCGGGCGGCCACGCGGAAGCCCCGCUUGACCUGAGCAAGCCGAUGGAUCUCACCAAAGCCAUUCGGGGCGAACUUGAUGAACACGAUGAUCUCAUGGGACAAGGCUGUGAUGACACGCGAUCAGAGACUUUCUCGGAGUCUGCGGACUUCCUAGAGGGCGACAUGUACAACGAAAACAGCAGCUCCCCGUCGUCGCCGCUCAGCACGUCGCUGCACGGUGCCUCGCCGAGUUUGGGCAACAACUCGUCACACAGCGCGUCGCCGAAAUCCGCCAGUAAGCGGUUCCGAACUCAAAUGUCCACCGUGCAGGUCAAGGUGAUGAAAGCCAUUUUCGAGGACUACAAAACGCCGACAACGGCCGAGUGCGAGUUGCUGGGCCAAGAAAUCGGGCUCCCGAAGCGCGUGAUACGGGUGUGGUUCCAGAACGCUCGCGCCAAGAUGAAGAAGAAUUGGAUCCUGCAGCAAUCGGACGGCUCGCUGACGCAGCCAAACAGCGAGAACGCGAUGCCGGAAGAAUGCAAGCUGUGCGGCGUCAAGUACAGUCACAAGUACGCGAUCCAAGACCAUUUGUUUUCGCAUCAACACAUCCAGACCGUGAAGACGUUCCUGGAAGAAGCUGAUUCGCAGUUCCCGUCGCUGGUGAUGCAGCAGACGUCGAAGAGCUCGUCGGGUCCCACAAAUGGCAGUGGAGGUCUCGGCAAGCUCGGGUUCGGCAGCUCUGACCAGGCGAGCCGCAUGGACAAGCCGACUGCCGAGCAACUCUUGGCCAAGCUGUGCUCGGGGGCUUUGUCUGGUUUCCCGCUGGGCGAUGUCAAGUUCCCUGCCAACAUGUCGCCUUCCGUGGAGUCCUUCGCCUCGGCAACUUCUGCUGGUGAGUGGCAUUGA
This is a messenger RNA of Notodromas monacha, 8550 nucleotides long. The record is from the annotation of a GenBank genome assembly. NCBI's taxonomy places the organism in Eukaryota, Metazoa, Arthropoda, Ostracoda, Podocopida, Cyprididae.